AUGUGUUACCUCAACCGGUUGGGAGCCUGGCCGCCUUUAGACCUCCUUCAAGGAAACAUUUCCUUGCUAAAUGAUCUAAAGGGGGCCCUAAAGUCGAUCUUCAAGCAUUACACUGAGUCUGCAAAAGCCAGUAGGGAGCUUCGGGCUGUUGGAGAACUGUUGGGUGUCCAGGUAGUCAAGCCGGGCAACAUCAAUGGCUGCAGGUGGCUGCCUCAUAUGUCAAGGGCACUGGAAGCACUGGUGCGAAACUACAAGGCCAUCAUGGUACACUUUGAAAAUCAUGCCAAUGAUCACAACAACACAGAAGCUAGUGCGACUAUGCGUGGAAGAGCAAAAGUAAUCUACCGAUCGCUGUCACGCUUCAAGAUGGUCAAGUUCAUCCACCUUAUGGUGGAUGUCCUGAAUGAGCUCAGGGAAGCAAGUCUACUGUUCCAGAAGGACGGACUUACCUUACAGGAUGUGAGUGACGGGCUAUCGCAGGUGACACUCGCCAUGAUGGAAAUGCAGACAACUCCAGGAACUUCGCUGCAGCAGUUCCUGAAUGAUGUUGGGCCACCUGAGGACAGCAUCUACCUUGACGUUAAGCUGCAAGGUCCCAGGGAUGAGCAGGAAGACAUCAGAUUCAGGGCUAUGACUAACCGCCUCAUAGAUGAUUUCUGUGACUUUGUGACCACUAGAUUUGGCAAUCUUGAGGAAGGUGUGCUGAAAGCUGCUUCAACUCUCUUUAACCAUUCGACCUGGCCUAAUGAAGUCGCUGAAGUACAAACCUAUGGUAAUGAUGCCUUAGAAGUAUUCAUGGCACACUUUCAGCCCAUUCUUGACUCAUGUGAGGAUUUUGAGUCAACAGAUAUGGCUAGGAGGGAAUGGCGGGAGUUGAAGCUCGUAGUCACCAGGCAUUAUAUGCAUCUACCAUCAUGCACCUUGUGGCAGAGAUUUCUGCAGGGCACGAUUGGGAGACCCGAUCAGUUUGAUCACAUGAAGGUACUGGUAGAGAUUUACCUGGUUAUCCCUAUGAAUUCAUCUUGUUGUGAGAGAGGAUUCUCCAGUAUGAAACGCAUCAAGUCAGACUGGAGAUCCUCUCUCAGCAACGAGAUGUUGAACAACUUGCUUCAAAUCUCAAUCCAUGGCCCUACAGUAGCUGACUAUGAUCCUGAAGCUGCUAUUUUGAAAUGGUACCAUGGGGGGAGGCGAAUGAGGAGGCCAGAGUUGCUAGACUAGAUAGUAGUGUAUGUUAUUAUAUUGUUGUUUGUUUACAACCACUGUCAAGAAUGAAAAUAUGCUUCAAAUGAAAAUAUGCUUCAAAUUGUCUCUGGCUUUGGUACACAGUCUGUGUACCAAAGAUAGAGACAAUUUGAAGCAUAAUUUCAUUCUUUUCUUCCCAUCUGGCACUAAGUAUUGUUUCAUGAUAAAGUACAAGUGGUCCUAACGACUAGUGUUGUUAACGUUACACUGUGUACCAAAGUUGUUGUUGUUGUCUAAUAAAAAAGACAAGACAAGUUUGAA
Branchiostoma floridae (Florida lancelet) is the source of this 1503-nucleotide messenger RNA. Its product is annotated as zinc finger protein 862-like. The transcript has 2 exons. Bases 1 to 1218 code for a protein of 405 amino acids. NCBI's taxonomy places the organism in Eukaryota, Metazoa, Chordata, Leptocardii, Amphioxiformes, Branchiostomatidae. The record is from RefSeq and is a predicted model, not a curated record.